CAACGCCAAAGAAAAAAAGAAGAAGCUGAUCAAAUAGUGUCAGAGUAGGAGAAAUUUCUGGAAAGUUGAAGAAAGAACGAGAACGAUUCUUGAGGAAUCAUUCAUAAAUUAUUGACUUUUUUCGUAUAGUUAUUGUCCAGUGAAUAUGGAUCAGGUCGCCGCACUUAAAGAUAAAGGAAAUGCAGCUCUCGCAGCCGACAAAAUAGAAGAGGCCGUCAAGCAUUAUACAGAAGCUAUCAAAUUAGAUCCUGAUAAUGCUGUUCUAUAUUCGAAUAGGUCUGCAGCAUACGCUAAAGGCGACCAGUAUGAACUUUCUUUAAAAGACGCCGAUAAGGCUAUAGAAAUCAAACCGGACUGGCCUAAGGGAUAUUCUAGGAGAGCUACAGCUUUAAUUUAUCUUGACAGACUGGACGAAGCCUUAGCGACUUACGAAAGAGGUUUGGAAAUGGAUCCGAGCAGUGUCCUGUUGCGAGAUGGUCUAGAAGAGGUGAAAAAGCGGAAAAUCCACAAAAACAGAUCGUUCCCCAAUCCAUUUAGUGGGCCAGACGUUAUACCAAAGCUUAAGCUCGAUCCCCGGACUAGGGACUACCUUAAUGAUCCUAGUUAUCGAGCUUUGCUUGAUGAACUUCAGUCGAAUCCUCAGUCAUUGGGAAGUAAACUGCAAGAUCCCAGGGUUUUGACUACUUUGAGUGUUUUAAUGGGUAUCGAUCCAGGUAUGGAUGAACCGAUGGACACUUCAGAACCAACUUAUACCCCCCCUCCAAAAAAACCGCAACCAAAACCUGAACCUAAGAAAGAGCCCGAGCCAGACCUACCAGAAAACAAGAGGCUAGCCAAGGCGGAGAAAGAGAAAGGAAACGACUUCUACAAGAAAAAGGAUUUCGAUAACGCCAUCGUCCACUACACCAAAGCCAUAGAGCACGACCCCACAGAUAUAACCUUCUACAACAAUCUAGCUGCCGUAUAUUUCGAACAAAAAGAAUACGAGAAAUGCAUAAAAGAGUGUGAGAAAGGUAUCGAAAUCGGCAGAGAGAACAGAGCUGACUUUAAAUUGAUCGCCAAAUCUUUCAUGAGGAUCGGGAACGCUUAUAAAAAGCUGAAAGACUAUAAAACUGCCAAGAUCUUCUUUGAGAAGAGCAUGUCCGAGCACAGGACGCCUGAAAUCAAAACGUUGCUGUCGAACGUUGAGAAAGUUAUCAAAGAGGAGGAAAUUAAAUCUUACGUUAAUCCCGAGUUGGCGGAACAGGAGAAACAGAUCGGCAACGAGUUAUUCAAGAAAGGGGACUACGCCACUGCCGUGAAGCACUACACGGAAGCUAUAAAGCGCAACCCGGAAGACGCGAAACUCUACAGCAACCGUGCCGCUUGCUAUACCAAACUAGCCGCCUUCGACUUAGGACUGAAAGACUGUGAUAAAUGCGUCGAGCUGGACCCGAAAUUCAUCAAAGGCUGGAUUCGCAAGGGACACAUUCUGCAGGGUAUGCAGCAAGCCAGCAAAGCCAUCGUCGCCUUCCAGAAGGCUCUCGACUUGGACCCCAGCAACGCAGAGGCUCUUCAGGGCUACAGGGCUUGCACAAUAGAGAAUGCGAACCUUGACGGAGACCCGGAGAAGAUCAGGCAGCGCGCGAUGGCCGAUCCCGAGGUGCAGGCCAUACUCAGGGACCCAGCGAUGAGGAUGAUCUUGGAGCAGAUGCAGAAUGACCCGAGGGCUCUGCAAGACCAUUUGAAGAAUCCUGACAUUGCUGCCAAGAUACAGAAACUGCUGGAGUCCGGGCUGAUCGCUAUACGUUGAGCUGACUAGCAUUCAAUUUUAUUAUUUCGAUACACAUGAGAUAUUGAAUAGAAUUCCAAUUUUUGUAUUUAGGUGCAAAUUAUAUCGAUUAAAGUGAGUUCCCGAGAUA
Molecule: messenger RNA, 1901 nt
Organism: Leptinotarsa decemlineata (Colorado potato beetle)
Lineage: Eukaryota; Metazoa; Arthropoda; Insecta; Coleoptera; Chrysomelidae
Gene: Stip1
Product: Stress-induced phosphoprotein 1
Molecular function (GO): Hsp90 protein binding
Source: RefSeq, a predicted model, not a curated record